Emiliania huxleyi CCMP1516 is the source of this 1410-nucleotide messenger RNA. RefSeq lists its product as hypothetical. The transcript has a single exon. Bases 1 to 1410 code for a protein of 469 amino acids. The record is from RefSeq and is a predicted model, not a curated record. Lineage: Eukaryota; Haptophyta; Isochrysidales; Noelaerhabdaceae.
AUGAGCCGCCUCUCCGAGCCGCUGAUCGCUGCGCCGCCGCCGCCGCGCGGGACGCUGUUCGCCGGCAACCUCCUCCAAUACAUCAACGACAACGUAGUGAUGAUGGCAAUGGCGUGCACCGUGAGCGCCCUCGGCAACCACAUCGGCGCCUGCAUCCUUGCCGACACUGUGCAGGCCGCCGCCUUCGGGCUCGCGUGCGACUGCGCCACCGUGGUGCUGCUGCGCUCGCUCUUGCUCGGCGCGUGGGCGCGGAGCGAGCCAGACUCGCAGUGGCAGAACGCCCUCUCUCACAUGCUGCUCAGCCUGCCGUGGAUCGUGCGAGUCCCCGCUUCUCUGCUGGUCGACGCCGGCACCGAGGCGCUCCACCGGGCGGUAGGGAGCGUCGGCCCGACGGGCAACUUCCGCUCGCGCGAGGCGGCGGGCGCGGCCUUCCUGACGUCGCUGCUGCUCUUCCUGCUCCUCGUCCACGCGCUGCUGCGGCUGAUGCGGCUCAACCGCUCCCAGCCCGACAGCAGGUACGCCGACCAGUCGGCGCGCACCUACGCUCUGAGGACCGCCACGCUCGCCUGCACCUCGGCCACCGGCAAGGCUGGCCACCUCCUCGUCCGGAACGUCACGGAGCACUUUGCGGGCACGCGCCAGCUCGCGAUCACGCACACGACGAGGGAGGCGGCGCGGCUGGCGGCGGCCGGCGCGGUGGAGCAGGUGCUGCUCUCGUUGCUCGCGGCGUGGCUGCUCGGCUGGGCGGUGCCGCUGCAGCACGAGAGCCCGCGCGUCGCGCACAGCGAGUCGCUGCAGAUCAGCCUCGGCGUGGAGGAGUACAUCGUGGGGUACGUAUGGUCCUUCUCGCUCGCAAACUACCUCUGGCUGCUCUGCAGCCGCGCCGGCGAGCUCACCUCCCCUAUCUGGGGGGCCGCCGCCUACUGGGGGCUCGUCCUGCUCGGCCUGGUCCUCGCGGCUAGCCUCGCGCGCACCACGCCCGACCAGAGCUUCUACGACAUGGGCAAGGGGCCCGAGGGCGGCGCCCACUGGCUUCAGGGCCCCGCGCAGCUGACCUGCUGGUACGUGGACUUCACGACGUGGUUCGGCUGGUCGGGGCUGGUCCUCAGCUUCGACCUUCGGCUCGCCGGCGGCCCGUCGCGCCAGUGCCUGCCCGGGACGCUUCCGUGGGUCGUCGCGCUCAACUUCUCCAUGUUCGGCGCCCUGCUACUGGUGGCGGGCGCGACCAACCUGCUCAACGCCGCCGGGCUCGAGCGCAUCCUGCCCUGGACGGCGGCCGCGAGCAAGACCCGAUACGACUACCUCGCGGCGCGGAGGGGUGACGCAGAGACCAAGCUGCGGCAGUCGAGCUAUCGGAGGGAGACGUCGCGGGAGGGGCGAGGCGAGCAGGCGAUGUGUCCGGUCCAGUAA